Monopterus albus (swamp eel) is the source of this 1906-nucleotide messenger RNA. RefSeq names its product phosphoribosyl pyrophosphate synthase-associated protein 1-like. The record is from RefSeq and is a predicted model, not a curated record. The transcript has 11 exons. Gene Ontology annotation, biological process: 5-phosphoribose 1-diphosphate biosynthetic process; purine nucleotide biosynthetic process. Gene Ontology annotation, molecular function: magnesium ion binding; ribose phosphate diphosphokinase activity; ATP binding. The coding region runs from base 431 to 1582 and encodes 383 amino acids. Gene Ontology annotation, cellular component: cytoplasm; ribose phosphate diphosphokinase complex. Lineage: Eukaryota; Metazoa; Chordata; Actinopteri; Synbranchiformes; Synbranchidae.
UUUGAACGUCACUCUCUCGUGCCAUACACCCAAUAAACGCACCCCUUGCAUUGCUAAAAAGUUAUAUUACCUGCAUUUGAAAUUAGCCAGCAGAGUUUUGAUUCUGCCACAUUGUAGCAGCGCCCAGUGCAAAUUUUUUGUACAUAUCACUUCCUCGUUACAGAAGCCAAAAGGUGUGUGUGUUGUGUUGAUGAGAAAGGUAUGGAAAACGCGAAGCUCAGCUUUCCCUUUGCCGUCGACAUAGCGGUAGACCCUAAAGACUGUGGUGCUGGCCGAUGUGAAGGCUGUUGAAUCCCCAACACCAACACGUUACCUGCAGAGCAUGUGGGUGCAAAUUGAAACCACCAGGUGCUUGUAUUUUAGUGUGGAAGGGCAAUAUUAGACGGAUCGGGGGAAACGUAACCGAACACCAAACGGAUUCCAGAGCAACAUGCCUACUCGGCGUUUUGGGUGUCACCGGUCUCUGAUCGCUCACUCUAAAAUUCCCAAACUGUCGUAUGGUUACACGAAAAUGAACACGUCAAGAAGUGACUACCGUGUCUUCUCUGCCAACUCCACCACCGCUUGCACCGAGCUGGCGAAGAAGAUCACAGAACGCUUAGGUGUGGAGUUGGGCAAGUCAGUGGUUUAUCAAGAGUCAAACACAGAGACUAGAGUGGACGUGAGAGAGUCCGUCCGUGGACAAGACAUCUUCAUCAUUCAGACCAUUCCCAGAGAUGUCAACACAGCCAUCAUGGAGCUGCUGGUCAUGGCCUAUGCCCUGAAGACGUCCUGUGCCAAGAACAUCAUCGGCGUCAUUCCCUACUUUCCUUACAGCAAGCAGUGCAAGAUGAGGAAGAGAGGAUCCAUUGUUUGCAAGCUGCUAGCAUCCAUGUUAGAUAAAGCUGGGCUAACUCACAUCAUCACAAUGGACCUCCACCAGAAAGAAAUCCAGGGAUUCUUUGGCUUCCCAGUUGACAACCUUAGAGCCUCUCCCUUCCUUAUCCAGUACAUCCAGGAGGAGAUCCCAGACUACAGGAACGCUAUAAUUGUUGCUAAGUCCCCUUCAGCUGCCAGGAGAGCUCAGUCCUACGCUGAGAGGCUGCGACUUGGGCUGGCAGUGAUGCACGGGGAAGCCAAUCACUCAGAGUCAGACAUGGCUGAUGGUCGACAAUCUCCUCCCUUGUCCCGCACCACCAUGGGACACACCGGCCUGGAGCUGCCAUUGAUGAUGGCAAAGGAGAAGCCGCCUAUCACUGUUGUCGGAGAUGUGGGAGGCAGGAUUGCCAUAAUUGUUGAUGACAUCAUCGAUGAUGUGGAGGACUUUGUUGCAGCAGCAGAAAUCCUGAAGGAGAGGGGGGCCUACAAGAUUUAUAUCAUGGCUACACAUGGCCUCCUGUCUGCAGAGGCACCUAGGCUAAUAGAGGAGUCUGCAAUAGAUGAGGUUGUUGUGACCAACACUGUUCCUCAUGAGGUGCAGAAGUUGCAGUGUCCAAAAAUCAAAACGGUGGAUGUCAGUCUGAUCCUGGCUGAGGCCAUCCGCCGUACCCACAAUGGAGAGUCCAUGGCCUAUCUGUUACGCAACAUCACCAUGGACGACUGAGGCAACACACACGUACAUUUACAUUCCUGUACACACAAAGCAAACACAUUACAGAGCGCACACACUGAGGACCAAGAAUCUGGUUUAGUGUGUUUUAAUCUGCUGUUCCUGUGUGUUCUGCUGAUAAACAUGAAGAUCGAUGCUGGCUCUAUUUACUAUAUGUCACAUACUCUGCUGUAGUUCUCUGAUGUGUUAAGACGGUGGGACUGUACAAACAAUACAAACUGUUCUACUUCACUAAUAUGUGCCUGGAAACACACACAGCAGCCUCUAGGUCUGCUGUAGAAUUUGACUAAUAAAGCUAUCCUUCUUUUUUGACUAGAA